Molecule: messenger RNA, 4801 nt
Organism: Diabrotica virgifera virgifera (western corn rootworm)
Lineage: Eukaryota; Metazoa; Arthropoda; Insecta; Coleoptera; Chrysomelidae
Product: transient-receptor-potential-like protein
Exons: 19
Coding region: 271-4176 (1301 amino acids)
Biological process (GO): regulation of cytosolic calcium ion concentration; calcium ion transmembrane transport; manganese ion transport
Cellular component (GO): membrane; cation channel complex
Molecular function (GO): protein binding; store-operated calcium channel activity; inositol 1,4,5 trisphosphate binding
Source: RefSeq, a predicted model, not a curated record
AAUAAAUAUUACUACAUCUUUUCCAGAUUGAGUGUGUGAAUGUUUGGCGAUAAAAAUAAACUGAAUUAUGGGUUUUUCUGUGAUGAUUCUAUGAGUGUGCUGUGAUUUAAUACAUUUGGAAGUUGUUAUAUAGUGGGAUUGUAAAAGAUAGCACAAAACUAUAAUACCUGCUUAAUAAUAAUAAUUAAUAAAAUAGUUGCCUUGGAAGAGUUUGCUGUUUAUGGAAUUGAGGUGGAUGUUGAAUCACGCAUCACCCGUAAGGCAUUAAUAAUGCCCAAACUGCCUAAUGUCCUAACACUAGAAGAAAAAAAAUUUCUCUUGGCAGUUGAACGCGGAGAUUUAGGCAACGUCAGAAGGAUGCUCCAAAAAGCUUAUCGAAAAAAAACCUCUUUGGACGUUAACUGUAUGGACAGCCUCGGCAGAGGAGCAUUAACAAUAGCAAUAGAUCAGGAAAACUUAGAAAUGGUCGAACUGUUGGUGGUAAUGGGGGUGGAAACCAAAGAUUCUUUACUCCAUGCCAUCAAUGUCGAGUUUGUGGAAGCUGUAGAGCUGCUUCUGGAACAUGAAGAGCUUAUUCAUAAAGAUGGUGAACCAUACAGCUGGCAGAAAGUAGAUAUUAACACGGCUAUGUUCACCCCAGAUAUUACUCCCCUUAUUUUGGCUGCUCAUAGGAAUAACUACGAAAUCCUUAAGAUUUUGCUGGACAGAGGAGCUACGGUUCCAAUGCCUCAUGAUAUAAAAUGCGGCUGUGAUGAAUGUAUACAAAAAUCCGAAGAAGAUUCUCUUCGACACUCCUUAUCGAGACUAAACGAAUACAAAGCCCUUGCCAGUCCGUCCCUAAUAGCUCUCUCCUCAAGUGAUCCCUUACUGACAGCUUUCCAGUUGUCUUGGGAGCUACGAAAUUUGGCAUUCGCUGAACCUGAAUGUAAAUCGGAAUAUAUGGAUUUGCGUCUUCAGUGUCAGCAGUUCGCCGUAGAUUUGUUACACCAGUCCCGAAAUUCUCAGGAACUAGCUAUAAUAUUAAACCACGAUCCAGAGAAUCCUCCGUACGAAGAAGGAGAACACAUGAAACUAGCUAGGUUAGAGUUAGCUAUACAGUACAAACAGAAAAAAUUUGUAUCGCAUCCAAACAUUCAACAACUGCUAGCAGCUAUUUGGUACGAAGGUGUUCCAGGUUUUAGAAGAAAAUCCUCAAAAGAAAAAAUAAUGAUCACUGUAAGGGUAGCAGUGUUAUUUCCGUUCUACUGUAUGCUGUAUAUGAUUGCUCCAGAAACACAUACAGGAAAACUGAUGAGGAAACCGUUCAUGAAGUUCUUGAUACAUGCAUCGUCGUAUUUGUUUUUUCUAUUGCUACUUAUUUUGGUGUCACUAAGAGCUGAUGACUUGGUCUUAGAACAUUUUGGAUCAGAUUCUAUGAAAGCAUAUGUGAUAGAGAAGUAUGAAAAACAAAGAGGGAAUCCUCCCACCAUACUGGAAUAUGCUGUUCUUCUAUACGUCAUAGGUUUCAUUUUCGAAGAGACUCAGGAAAUAUUCGUUGAAGGGAUAAAGUCGUACCUAAGAAACUUAUGGAACUUCAUUGAUUUCACUAGAAACGUAUUAUAUACAGCAGUAUUCUUGCUGCGUGUGGCUUCGUACUUUCAGCAGGCGGCUGAGAUUAAAAACGAUCCGUCCACGGCGUACAUCAGAAGAGAAGAAUGGUAUGCCUUUGAUCCGCAGCUCAUUGCUGAGGGUUUGUUUGCGGCUGCAAAUAUCUUUAGUGCCUUAAAACUAGUCCAUCUCUUCUCUAUCAAUCCGCACUUGGGACCAUUGCAGAUAUCUUUAGGCCGAAUGGUUAUCGACAUCGUCAAAUUUUUCUUUAUAUACUCAUUAGUUUUGUUCGCCUUUGCAUGUGGCCUUAAUCAACUAUUAUGGUACUUCUCUGACUUAGAAAAAAAGAAGUGCUAUCACCUACCAAAUGGUGAACCAGAUUUUGAUGGAGCUGCAGAUGCAUGUAUGAAGUGGAGGCGAUUUGCAAAUGUCUUUGAGUCGUCGCAGUCACUGUUUUGGGCUAGUUUUGGAAUGGUUGAUCUUUCCAGCUUUGAACUGACAGGAAUUAAAACGUAUACCAGAUUCUGGGGUCUUCUAAUGUUUGGUUCAUACAGUGUAAUCAAUGUAAUCGUACUAUUGAAUCUUCUGAUAGCUAUGAUGUCAAAUUCGUACGCUAUGAUAGAUGAACACUCUGAUACCGAGUGGAAAUUUGCCAGAACGAAGCUCUGGAUGAGUUAUUUCGAAGAAACUGGAACACUGCCCCCACCUUUUAACAUUUUCCCCAAACCAAAGAUGUUGUUCAAACUUUUAGGAUUAAGGAAGAAGGACAAAAUGAGAAGAAUGUCGACUAAGAGGAGAAAUCGAGAAGAGAAAGAAAGGGACUACCGAUAUACAGCAGUUAUGAGAGCUCUUGUGUGGAGAUACGUGUCUGCCAUGCACAGAAAAUGUGAUGAGGCAAUGGUUACCGAGGACGAUGUUAAUGAACUGAAAAGUGAUAUUUCUUCCUUUAGAUAUGAAAUCCUAGAGGUUCUUGGAAAGAAUGGAAUGGAUAUUUCAUCCGCAGAAAGGAAAGAAAAAGCAAUAUUGGGUAAAAAGAUGAAAGUUUGGGAAAGGCGACUAAUGAAAGACUUCAAAGUAGCUCCAAUAUCUCAAGAAGAAGAUGAAGAUUUAGAGUUAUUUGCGCCUCCUCCAGAAAAUGAAAACUCCUUGGCUAGAUUCCGAAGAAUAGCCAAACUGGCGGUCCUGGACACGAACACUGUCAAGUGGAGACAAGUAGUAAAGAGUGCUCAGAUAGCGUCUCAAAUUGGUCGAUGCCAUAGAAAAGAUUCCUUAAAGAAACAGCAGAAUUUACAACGAGCCAUCGAGGAAGCGAGACGAAUAUCGUCAAAGAGCCCUGAAAACCUAUCAAGGGCAACUACGCCAGUAACUCCUAUAACAUUACCAGAUCUGAGUGGAUCAGAAAUGGUGGGAUUAAUUACUGGAGAAAAAGGAAAGAAGAUAUAUGCUUUGAGUCCCCAUAUAACAGUAAAAAAACCGACACCAACAGCAGCUACACCUACCAUCUCAAUUGAUCCACCUAAAACUAAUGCUACAAAAGAAACAUCUCCUGCGGUUGCAAAACUUACUAAAGAAGAGAAAGAUCUUAUUGAAUUUGAUAGCGCCAAAGCUUCUCCAGUGCCAAGCAUGAAACAAUCUGAAGACUCAUCCUCGUCUGACUCCCUAGAUCAAAUCCUGAAGGAUAUUAACAUAUCAGAAACUGACUAUUCACAGGAUACUAUUACCUCACCUCCGAUAAUAGUGUCCCCUCCUCUAGAAGAGUCUGGAAGCCCAGGAAAGAAAUCCAUUGAUUCGUACAUUGACUCCAAACGUAAAACUAAUGUUGAAGAUGUUCUUGGUGAGGAUUGGAAUCUGUCAGAAGAUGAAAAAUCAAUAAUUGAUGAUAUAUCAAAAGAAGAAGCUAUAUCUAUACCUAGACCGACCAGUCCCAUACCUAAAGUAUUAUUAAAAGACCCACAGUCACCUAAGAAAAGCAGCCUUAAAGGAAGUCCAAGCAGAGGUCCUGCACCAAAGAGUCCAAAAAGUACUCCAGAACCACCCAAGAGCCCAAAAUCUACUUCUGAUAUUAUAAAAUCUCCAACACCUAUUAGUCCAGCAAGAAAAACACCAGAACCAAUAAAUGUAGAAGCUACUGUAGCUAGUCCAGUUAACGAAUCAGCUAUACGAAGAUCACCUAGUCCAAUUACCACGCCACAAAUGGUGAAAAAAGGAUCUUCAGAUUCAAAGGAAGUAGAAUCUUCUACUGAAGAUGUUAAUAAAUCCAUCGAUGGUGAUACAGCUACUUGUGAAGAAGUUCCCAAGACCAAAGAUGAUACAAACACUGAAGAAAAGGUGGAGAGGUCCAGUUCAGAAUUGGAGUCUGAAGCAGAUGCAGAGGUGGCAGCUUUAACGAAGGAAGAACAACCCGAGCAUGAAAGUACGAAGACUCCAGAAAAAGUAAAAUCUGGACCAAAGCAUGUUGUAACUUUUGCAGACGAAAAGGAUAAACUACAAACUGCACCACCGAUGACUUCCGCCAUGUCUCCCCUAGCUCUAAGAAAUAUUCAACGAGUUCAUACUACGAAAUCGCAACCAAAAUAUGGUUGGUUAUAAAUAUUACAACCUAGAUCAUCAUAUACAAGAAAUAAAAAUAAUGAUUAGUUGUUCAAAUGAACCCCUCAAAGAGUGCCUUGUUUUCAAUUUUGGGUUUUUAUAAUAAUUUCAUAUAACUUCUAUAAUUUCCUAUAUUCCAGCUAGGUACCGAGUCUUAAGGUGAAAUAACAGUUAUUUUACUGCUGUAAUCGGAAGUCACCAUUCACCACCAUUGUUAACAUAUUAUUAUACUUUUUGUCUACACCAAGUGUCGACUAUACCAGAACAACAAUGAUUUCACUGCUCUGCUGUAUUCUUUCUGAUCUUUAUAUGGGGAAUUUGCUUUUCUCCAGAUUUGAGUUUGUAGAAAUCGAUGCAAUGCAUAGCUGAUGAUAGACAAUAACCUUGAAAUCGCAGUGACAUGGUGGUUUCUACAAAUUCAAGAACAAAGGGCUAGCCGGGUAAGAUGGUGAAAAGUGCCCCCAACCCAAUUUAAAUUCCAUAUAGGCCACUUUUUCGCACAUAUAGAGGAACUCACUUUCUGAAAUUUUUAUCCCUCUAGGUGGUCACGUGACCCCCCUAGAGCCUAAUUAGGCUUUUUAGGUUUUUAUUUUUUAUCUCAGCCGCAUCAAGAGCUAGCCAAAAA